GCCUGGCAAGGGCACGGGCGGCCAAGCAGGGAAGGUGAGCCCUAUUCACACCUUGGCCAGGCAGUGGUGGCUGGCACUGGUUUGGGAAGGCAGGGCCCCCGGGCACGGGGGCCCUGAGCUGGCAGCCACAGCCUUCCCCUGCACAAGAGCUUCCAGGGGCAUCCCAGGCCAGAGCCUCUGCUGCCCUACCUGUUGGGACCCUCUUCUCAACGCAGGCACCAUGAAGCUGCAGGUGUUCUGGACCGGGCUGGAAUACGCCUGCCGGCUCCUGGGCAUCGCCACUGCUGCAGUGUUGAUCGGCGUGGGCACUGAGACCUUCAUCCAGGGACAGUUCAAAAGCCUGGCUUUCUAUCUGCUGUUCAUAGGAGCUGCCGUCUCCGUGUGCGAAGGGGCCUACUUUGUGGCUCAGCUGCUGGCCAUCUGCUUCCAGUGUCAGCCGGGGUCCCCGGCCUACAGAGCAAGGGAGAAGGCCCACUGGCUGGGCUGCUUCCAGAAGUUCCUGGCCUACGUACUGCUGUCCGUGGCUUGCUUCCUCCACCCUGUCCUGGUCUGGCACGUGACCAUCCCAGGCUCCAUGCUCGUCAUCACUGGCCUGGCCUACUUCCUGCUGAGCAAGAGGAAGAAGAACAAAGCUGCCCCGGAGGUGCUGGCCCCCACGGAGCAGUACACGGACCCCUCCAGCAGCGCCGUGAGCACCACUGGCUCUGGGGACACCGAGCAAACCUAUACCUUCCACGGGGCCCUCAAGGAGGGGCCUGGCUCCCUCUUCAUCCACAUGAAGAGCAUCCUGAAGGGGACCAAGAAGCCCAACGCCCUCCAGCACUCAAACGCCCUGACAGAGCUGACUCUGGAGCCAGCUGACUCGCUGGCCAAGAAGAAGCAGGUGCACUUUGAAGACAGCGUGGUCAGAAUCAUCUCCCCCGAGGGCCUGGACAACGGGGACAGCGAGCCAGAGGAGACCACCUCUGACACCACCCCCAUCAUCCCUCCCCCCCAGGCCCCACUCUUCCUCUCUUCUCUCACGGGCACCGGCCUGUUCUGA
Messenger RNA from Ceratotherium simum simum (southern white rhinoceros), 1042 nucleotides. It is a transcript of the gene TMEM72, whose product is annotated as transmembrane protein 72. Lineage: Eukaryota; Metazoa; Chordata; Mammalia; Perissodactyla; Rhinocerotidae. The record is from RefSeq and is a predicted model, not a curated record.